GACCUGGCCGUGGGCGGCGCGGCGGGGGAGCCCGAGCGCCCGGAGCGGCGCCCCGAGGACUGCCUCGAGCUUGUGUUUUCUCCAGCACCACCUUGCUUAGAGGAUGUGAGCGGACUGGAUCGCGAGCCCCUGGAAGCAUGGAGACCGUGGUGAUCGUCGCCAUAGGCGUGCUGGCCACCAUCUUCCUGGCCUCGUUCGCAGCCUUGGUGGUGGUCUGCAGGCAGCGCUACUGCAGGCCUCGAGACCUGCUGCAGCACUAUGAUUCCAAGCCUAUCGUGGAUCUCAUUGGUGCCAUGGAGACCCAGUCUGAGCCCUCUGAGUUAGAACUGGACGACGUCGUCAUCAGCAACCCUCACAUCGAGGCCAUCCUGGAGAAUGAAGACUGGAUUGAAGAUGCCUCGGGCCUCAUGUCUCACUGCAUCGCCAUCUUGAAGAUUUGUCACACUCUGACGGAAAAACUCGUUGCCAUGACCAUGGGCUCAGGGGCGAAGAUGAAGACUUCGGCAAGUGUCAGCGACAUCAUCGUGGUGGCCAAGAGGAUCAGCCCCAGGGUAGAUGAUGUCGUCAAGUCGAUGUAUCCCCCGCUGGACCCCAAGCUCCUGGAUGCACGGAUGACUGCCUUGCUCCUGUCUGUCAGUCACUUGGUGCUGGUGACCAGGAAUGCCUGCCACCUGACAGGCGGCCUGGACUGGAUAGAUCAGUCACUGUCUGCUGCCGAGGAACACCUGGAAGUCCUUCGAGAGGCAGCCCUGGCUUCAGAGCCAGAUCAAAGCCUCCCCAGUCCGGAGGGCUUCCUGCAGGAGCAGUCAGCCAUCUAGUCCGUGGGGCAGCAGGCUCCUUCUGGGGUGGCUCCUUGGGCCGCUUCCCCUUCUUCCUGUAGAUGUAGUUGUUCUCCAGAGCUCAGGAGUGUGACUGUGGGUGCCCAGUAAAGCCAGAAGCCUGAGCCCGUGGUGGGGGCCUGCGCUGCAGUGGCGAUGGUGAUUGGAGAGUGGCAGCGUAAUACCACAGCUACGGGAGGUGCCGAUGGCCUCCAGCAGAGCGUGUGCAGCUGGGCGUGGCUUGCCCAGUGUUUGCGGGAAAACCAAGCUGCCCUCUAAGACUCGAGAGGCCUCCCAUUAAAGCGGAAUUUCUGGCUGCUGCUGACAAUCAAGGUGGGGCUGUGCUGAUGUGCAUUUUCAGAGGCUAAUCAAUUAGAACUCAGUAGCAGCUGCCUCUGGGAGGAACUUGUACUGUUUUGCUUAUUUGUGUCACCUGCUGGAUCCUAGACACCCGAGUCCCUCCUCCCCUGUGGGUUCCUAUAGAAGCUGAACACUACAAAGUUGAUUAUUUGCUCGUCACUAUGCCUGCAAUUUCCCUUCACCACCACUAGGUGGAUAGUAAAUUUGUACUUCUAUUUUCCUCAA
Molecule: messenger RNA, 1403 nt
Organism: Jaculus jaculus (lesser Egyptian jerboa)
Lineage: Eukaryota; Metazoa; Chordata; Mammalia; Rodentia; Dipodidae
Gene: Tmem98
Product: transmembrane protein 98
Exons: 7
Coding region: 138-818 (226 amino acids)
Cellular component (GO): endoplasmic reticulum
Source: RefSeq, a predicted model, not a curated record